UCCUGUUGCCAUCUUAACCCUUAGACCUGGACUUGUCAGAAUGGUAGGAAACACCCGCCUUCAACAUGUCAGUGUUCAAGCUUGGAGUCUUUUGUCUGCUUUUUAAGAGCAUUUUUGCCUUGUCAGGAAACUUCUGGCAUAUCACGGAUUUGCACUGGGACCCGACCUACAAGCUGACUGAUGAUCCUCAACUGGUGUGUGCAUCCAGUGGAAAUCGACCUGCUGCCACUGCUGGGAACUAUGGAGACUAUGUGUGUGACUCGCCAUGGCAUCUUAUCAGCUCUUCAUUAUACGCCAUGAAGGACAUUCUUCCAGAUCCAGAUUUCAUCGUGUGGACCGGUGAUGACACACCACAUGUGCCGGAUGAAGAUCUGGGUGAAGAGGCGGUGCUCAAUAUCAUGAGGAACCUGACUCACCUCAUCACAACUGUCUUUCCAAAGACUAAAGUGUAUUCAGCACUGGGGAAUCAUGACUAUCACCCCAAAAACCAGCUCCCAAGCACUGGAAGCAGGCUCUACUACCAAAUGGUUGAAAUGUGGAAGGAUUGGUUGGAGCCGGAGUCAGUUGAAACGUUCAAAAAAGGUGGUUUUUACAGUGAAAACCUGAUCAACCAGACCGGAGUCCGGAUGCUAGUUUUGAACACAAACUUGUACUAUGACCAGAACAAACUGACCACUAGUUCAAUCGACCCAGCUCUCCAGUUCAAAUGGGCCGACCAGAUUCUCACAGAGGCUGCGAGGAACAAUGAGAAGGUGUACAUCAUCGGGCACGUCCCCCCUGGUUUCUUUGAGAAGAAGAGAAGUAAAGCCUGGUUUACAAUUCAGUUCAACAAGCGAUAUAUCCAGCUGAUCCAGAAGCACCACGCUGUUAUCCUCGGACAGUUCUUUGGCCACCAUCACACAGACAGCUUCCGCAUGUUCUACGACUCCAAUGGGACGCCCAUCAGCACCAUGUUCCUCAGUCCAGGGGUCACACCUUGGAAAACAACCCUCCCAGGAGUGGUGGACGGAGCAAACAACCCCGGCAUCCGUGUCUUUGAAUAUGAUCCUAAAACUCUACUUGUUAAAGAUGUGGUGACCUACUACCUCAACUUGACUCAUGCGAAUGCAGCCGAGGAACGUUGGGAGAAGGAGUACAGGCUGACUGAGAGCUUCAGAGUCCCGGAUGCUUCACCGAGCUCCAUGCACAAGGUUCUGGAGAGGAUUGCUAGCGAGCGCUGCUACUUGCAGAAGUACUACGACUUUAAUUCGGUCAACUACGACCUGACGCAGUGCGACGACGACUGCAGGGUCGACCACGUGUGCGCGGCCAGAGAGGUGGACUUUCAGAGGUACCGACACUGCCUGGAAACAGAAGGUGCUGCGUCUUUAUACGCAGGUCUGCUGCCGAUCCUCUCGGUGGCAACCACUCUUAUUCUCAAUGGUAAUUAUAGGUGGUUAUAA
Synchiropus splendidus (mandarinfish) is the source of this 1442-nucleotide messenger RNA. RefSeq names its product sphingomyelin phosphodiesterase acid like 3B (gene smpdl3b). The record is from RefSeq and is a predicted model, not a curated record. The transcript has 8 exons. Gene Ontology annotation, biological process: sphingomyelin catabolic process. Gene Ontology annotation, molecular function: sphingomyelin phosphodiesterase activity. Bases 66 to 1442 code for a protein of 458 amino acids. Lineage: Eukaryota; Metazoa; Chordata; Actinopteri; Syngnathiformes; Callionymidae.